AUGAGGGCGCCCGGCAAACACACCGCCAUGACCGACUCAACGUCGUGCCUCAGUCCAAACUCCGACAACACCCCCGUCGACCCUAGACCAAUCGAUAUCUACAAGGAGACAACGAGCCCUCCACCAUAUGGCGAGCCCUGCUCCGGGAACAACCUCACCAAUCCCACAUCGUCCUACAUCUACAAUGAGACAGUAAGCCCUCCAGCAUACGGCGCACCCUACACCAGCAUCGGACUAGAUCGUGAUCCUCGCGUCAGCGGUGAAACCUUACCUGGAAUGACAUACAUGGACUAUUUGAAGGCCGAAAGGAACAAGUCAAAAGCUCGCAGAGUUGGGAAAUGGGUGAAGUGGCAUUGCAAACUCUACUUGCAGCUUAAUGAAAAGUUCGCGGUUCUUGCUCGUGUGUGGGGAGUGCAAGACAUCGGGAAGAUGAGUGGAGUACCGUACAGCAACAAUUGA
Molecule: messenger RNA, 459 nt
Organism: Macroventuria anomochaeta
Lineage: Eukaryota; Fungi; Ascomycota; Dothideomycetes; Pleosporales; Didymellaceae
Exons: 1
Coding region: 1-459 (152 amino acids)
Source: RefSeq, a predicted model, not a curated record